UUCUUCUCGGCGUCUUCGGCGGCAGCAACGGCAGCGGCGCCGUCGUCGUAGCCGCUAGGUGAACGUCUGUAGCUAUGACCUCCGACCUCAGGCGAAAAGUUGGAGCCAAGCGACCCCGAUAGCUGAGAAAAAACCCCGACGAGCACUCUGCCACAACAAGCGUCUUCAGAAUCAGAAACAUGCCUCUUGUGAUCAACGAUCAGCUGCUGGAUCAUAAUCCAGAGGACACCCGAUCGUUCCUAGAUCGGUUCCCUCAUUUCAAAGACAUAAAUGGGAGCCUUCUCUCGCAAAAGAAGAUUGUCAGUCCGCAAGGUCUCCUCUACGUGCACCAGAGGGAGUUGGCUGUAACGAUAGCAUCUGACAAGCACAUAACUUAUCUCGGCACGGACAGCAUGACAACGUGCCAGUGCGUGAUAAUUCGCAACACAGGCAGCGGCGCCAUAGGCUUGGGACAUUUCGACGGGGUCGGAGUGGAACAGGGCAUCAGCACCAUAGUCCGAAAAGUUCAGGAACUUUCACCGGAGCAAUAUCAUUACAGUGUCGAUAGUAAACAGAAUCGAUUCGAAGUGUACAUUAUCGGCGGUUUCGUCGACAACCAUCACGUGUCGGAGAAUGUUGCCAUGCAGAUUCUAUACUCGUUGCGAAAGCAGGCACAAGUUCUCCAUCUUGUACAGGCCUGUUUCUGUGAACUUAACACGGACUACAGACAAACGCAGAAUUGGCCGAUUGUGAUGGGCGUGGGAGUGAACAUAAAGACGGGCCAGAUUUUUCCCGCAACCUUCCAUGAUAGAGGUCCCGAAAUCCCGUUGCGGAGCACUAUAUUCUACUGCGGAAAAGAGGAUAGCAAGCACGUUAUGUACGAUAUCUACGAUUGUUCAUCAGGACUGAUGCAGAUAGGCCCCUACAACUAUCAACCUAUGAGAGCUGUGGAUAUGUGGCUGCAACAGAACGACGAAUCUAUCCGGCAGAAGCUGUCCACUUCUCCCGAGGUUGAACCUCCGCAUUACGUGUUGAAUGUUCGUGAGACGUUCAAGUACAUCCAGCAGCACCCCUUUCCUCUGGUCACAGUAUUCCCAGACAAUCGGCCCCAUCUGUUCCGCAAAGAUGAGCAAGGGCUCUGGGUUCCGUACUCUAUGAUUCAGCAUCUCUAUUGAGGGCGCAUGCCCCUGCUAUUGACCUCGAAUUAUUUGAUAAUAACAUACAUAUAUCGUUGGAGCCACCUUAUCGAAGCGGA
This is a messenger RNA of Galendromus occidentalis (western predatory mite), 1234 nucleotides long. It is a transcript of the gene Ntan1, whose product is annotated as N-terminal amidohydrolase 1. The transcript is spliced from 4 exons. Gene Ontology annotation, biological process: ubiquitin-dependent protein catabolic process. Gene Ontology annotation, molecular function: protein-N-terminal asparagine amidohydrolase activity. The record is from RefSeq and is a predicted model, not a curated record. Bases 180 to 1154 code for a protein of 324 amino acids. Gene Ontology annotation, cellular component: nucleus. NCBI's taxonomy places the organism in Eukaryota, Metazoa, Arthropoda, Arachnida, Mesostigmata, Phytoseiidae.